ACAAGAAGAGAGGUGGCACGAAUGCGAAUGAAAGAGCAACGAUUUCUUAGUUGGUCUCGCAAGGGACAACGUUUGUGGCAUGUUUUAGUAAUUUCGAAAUUGUUUGAAAACUGUCGUAUUGUUCACCGGGUCAGUAGCCCUCUACGAGCGAAUGUGUUCUGACUCAUUUUUCGAUAAACUUUUGUUCAUCGUAAAUCAAAUAUUCAACGAACGGGUUUAAAACAAUGUGCUGAGUAGUUCCUGAGUAUAUUAUUACACCCUUUAUAAGUGACUGGAUAUUUUUUAACAAAGAAUGGAUGUCGGGGUGUUGCUUUUGGCAAUCUUCUGUUCCAAUAUCCCACAAAUCUUCGGCCAUGGAAGACUGAUAGAGCCCCCUAGUAGAGCAUCUGCUUGGAGGUAUGGUUUCGAUACUCCCCAUAAUUACAACGACCAUGAGUUAUUUUGCGGGGGAUUUACGAGGCAAUGGGUGAAGAAUGAAGGAAAAUGUGGCGUCUGCGGAGACCCUUGGGAUUCUAAGUUACCAAGGGCACACGAAUAUGGAGGAACCUACGGUCAAGGCAUCGUCGUGAGAAAAUAUUCCACCGGCAGCAUUAUCAACAUCAGAGUGGAACUUACUGCGAAUCACUACGGCUACUUCGAGUUCUCCUUGUGCCCCAACUACAAGGCACCCACCCAGGAAUGUCUGAGUAAGAAUAUUCUCAAGCUUGUCAGACCGCAGGAAGACGUCGACCAUAAGAAUGUGAGGUACUUCCCCAAAGAAGGAAACAAGGUUUAUGAAAUGAAGUACAGACUACCCAAGAACAGUUGCGAGCACUGUCUUCUUCAGUGGAGGUAUAUUGCUGGAAACAACUGGGGCAAUUGUCCAAACGGCACCGGCGCAGUAGGCUGCGGCCCUCAAGAGGAGUUUCGUGCAUGCGCCGACAUUACCAUAUCUGGCAAAGCUUCGGACGAACCGAUGGUAUCCGUGGAAGAAGAAGAGACGCCAGAACUGGUACCAGAAUACGUACCAACAACCACUAUAGUUCCAUCCGUUCCUACUCCAGAGGAGUCCUACAACCCAAUAUCUGCUCUUAUUAUCACUCUUGUAUCUUUUUUAGUAGUAUUUUCGAUUUUAUCCCUGCUUUACUUUCAUUUCUACCAAGUUGGUAAGCAAGUCAAGAACUGGAUUAAGGGGCCUAGCAAGAAAACGACUCAAAACUUACCUCCCAUGCCACCUCCUAGGGCAAGAAGGACUCGAAGUCCUUCUGCGAGAAGAGAUAGGAGCGUUAUGCAUGAAAUUGAUCUAACUCGCGAAAGCUUAGCGUAAUUUGCGUCAGAAAAAGGAAAAGGUUUAGGAAAAGGGAAAGUAAAGUAGCAUAAAACCGUUUAUAAAUCGAAAAUACUUCGAAUCUGUAAUGUUUGUACUGAAUAAUAUUUAUUCUACGUUUACGUUGUAAGUGCAAUAAUUAGUGAUACGUACAAUACACACUUUUAUUUAUAAGUCUGUUUAAAUUUAAGUAGGAGGUACGUUUUAGUUUAAAUAUAUUUAUUGUUAAUUUAAGAGAAGUUUGUACAUACUUAAAGCAAUAA
This is a messenger RNA of Anoplophora glabripennis (Asian longhorned beetle), 1569 nucleotides long. RefSeq lists its product as uncharacterized. Lineage: Eukaryota; Metazoa; Arthropoda; Insecta; Coleoptera; Cerambycidae. Bases 293 to 1306 code for a protein of 337 amino acids. The record is from RefSeq and is a predicted model, not a curated record. The transcript has 4 exons.